Messenger RNA from Poecilia reticulata (guppy), 3525 nucleotides. The record is from RefSeq and is a predicted model, not a curated record. Lineage: Eukaryota; Metazoa; Chordata; Actinopteri; Cyprinodontiformes; Poeciliidae.
UUCUACUUAGCCUGACACUUGUACUAAACUACAAGACAUUACAGACAUUUCUUUCUGCUGCUGCAUUAUAAAGGGCUGCACAAACUUUCUGUUUGUCUUGUUUUUCCCUUCAUGUCUGCUUGUAUAGUUGGGGUAGCUGUGAUCCUGCUGACAGUUUGGUUUCAUAGUGAAAAUGACAGCUUCCUGAUAAACAUCCCUGGGAAGUGGAUGUGAACGUCUGUCUCUGGGGUCUGCUGAUAUCUAAUACUACAUUCACUUUCAUCAUCUAAUUUUCUUCAGCUUGUGUUUGACAAAAAAAAAAACAUCUGCAUAGAUUAACCAUACUGACUAGAUAUGAGCUUAAUAUCUACACAUUUCAGAUGAUAUUUCAGAUGCUUACAGACUGAGAGCCUGUUAAGCAAAAACAGGAAAUGUCAAUUUCAGGGAUAGCAGCAGUUUUGAAAUAACGUUGCCCUUAAGGUUUACAAAUCAACAAAUUUGUGUUAGGAGAUGAUCUAAAUGAGCAACACCUUCACUUUCACAUCCUGGCCUCUUUCACAUUGUGGUAAAAAGUCAGAGGCCGGAUGUGUGUCAAGGAAACAGGCUGAGUUGCUGACGUUGUCUCACUCAUGAUGAUCGAAGUUUAAAAACGGAGUGAAAUAUCAACGUCUAGUUUCUGACUCUUAGAGAAGAUUUCCUUUCCAGACCUGAAUAUUUGUUUUUCACAAACUGCCUGGAAAAAUGGUUUCCAGUUUUGUUCUGCUUGCGGCCUCCUUCACAACUUUCUUCUGCUGCGUGAGCAGCUGUGAUUACAGCUGUCAAGAUAAACCUGUGAUAACUCCAUCCAGACUGGUGGUGAAGUUCGGUGAUCCAGCCUCUGCUACAUGUGUAGCCUGUCAGCAGGCCUGUCUUCCCCUGGAUGAAAGUGUUAUUAGUAUGGAAGCUUCUCUUGGAACUCCUGACAKRAAUGGAACCARCGUGACCUGGACAGYGGACCGAAUAACUGAGUGGGAAUUAAAGCCAAAGUGCUACUAUACUAACAUAAAUGAUCAGUGUUGCGCUGAYCUGAMUGUUACUGUCUACAAACCUCCAGAAAGUGUGUCCUUCAGCUUAACCUCUGAACCUCUGACUGAGGGUUCAAAGGUCACCCUGAAGUGUGAUGUACUGAACGUCGCUCCUGUUGCAAACCUCAKUGUGACCUUUUACAGAGGUCAKACGCCUCUGGGUCAAGUGAAAAGCAACAAUAUCACAAAGSAACCAGUUAGUGAGACAUUUUCUUUGAGCUACAACACCAGAAAAGAAGAUGAUGGAGAUCAGUUCUGGUGUGAAGCGAAGCUGGAACUGGGAGCUGAAGGACCACAGCCCCCUCUAGUGGUGAAAUCAGAGGAGGUCACUGCUACAGUUUAUCAUGGACCUGAGCUGAAGGUUCCAGCUGAUCCAGCUCCAAUCAGCAUCACUAGAGGAGAACCUCUCAAUUUGACCUGCUUGGCUGAAGGAAACCCCAAACCUCGGUACAACUGGACGCUGCCGUCCAACAAAGGCCACCGCAGUGGGACYGAUCUGAAAAUCGACUCAGUUGAUUUUCAGGAUGGAGGGCAAUAUGUCUGCACCGUCAGCAACGACGUGAACUCUGUCAAUGUUACAUUUAACGUAACAGUCCAAGAAAACUUCAUUCCAUACAUAAUAGUUGGCGCAGUAAUUGGUGUGGUUGUGUUAUUGAUCGUAGCAGGAGUCAUCUACAGUUUUUAUUACAAACAGAACAAGAUGGGAAAGUACCAACUAAAAGACGUUUUCCGUUUGGGCGCAAUGCAUCCCACCACAGUUCCUCUUUGUUAGUAAAAUCAAAUCCCUGGAAGGACAAUGACAGGUUGAAGAUUUGCUGCAGUGCCUCCGAUCUGAGUCAGGUUGGCGUUGCUGCAGAUUCUCCCUUUUCCCAUCACGGACAUGAAAUACAUUCCACUUUUUGAAUGGAAGUAUUUGCUUCCUCCUAGAUGGUUUCAGUGUUGUCAGAAAGUUCCAGGAACUCUUUGCAUCUGGAAUCUGAGGGUUACAUGUUUUACACUCAGGCUGCCAGGAUUACAGUUAUUUCCUCUUGACUAUUUGUAUUUUGAUGGAUUCUUAAUGAUGAAGGAAAAGGGACACAGUCAUUGCUCAUAGGAAAUGCUUUAUACUUUGAAAUAAGCUCUCAUGCCUGAUGUGAACUUGUUCCAAUCAGUUGUUUUUUUUACAAAUACAUAGCUCAUGAUGUUAUGCACCACUUCGCAUAUUUAUUUAGUGUUUCAUUGCCUACCAUUUGCGAGCUGUCCUAUUACAUUUGUUUCUUUAUGCUCUGCUAAAAUGUACUUUAAUACGAUUGAACUCUUAAAAAGUUGUUCUCAUUUGCAUACUUUAAUGAGUUAGUCAUCAGAAAGCAACUUUUCUCAUCAAGAAUAAGUUUUUCUGUUGUUUUUUCUUUACUGUGACCACUAUAAUGCACUACAGGACUGUUGUUAUACUUUGAUUAAAUCAGCUGGCAAAAUGCCACAGACCAAGUCUGUGCAUUUAUUUAUGGCCAUAUAUAACUCUAUAAUGGUGCAAGAACAACGCUGGAAGUCACUAAAUACAUCCGGUGGGAAUUUAUCUCCCUGUCUCUGCUGAAUUUACACAUUCUCACUUCUUGUCUGUUUCUCAUUCAGAGGUCCUCAUAUCUGGAACAGAUAUGAGGAUGUUGCAAUAAAAAUGGUAACGAUGACAUGCUAAACUCACAACACCAUAUAGUGGCCUGGUGUGACAACUACAGCUGACUAGGUAUCUCGGUGGCGUGGAACUUUUUCCCAAUCAAGUUCCAAAGAUACCGGAAGUAUCCAGUCAGCGGUCUCGAGUAAAUGUAGUCUAUGUUUAGUUCAGAUGGUUAGGAUAUGAGUCUCGGCUCAGUUUCUGUCAUGUGACACAAAAUUAAUCAAAUUCAGAUUCCAUCCUUCAUAAACAGUUUUUUCUAUGAUUAGUGAAAAUUUUGCUUCCUGCUGGGUAUUUGGAACAAUUUAUGAUGCUGAUGCUUUUGUGAGCAUUCUGAUUACUGUUCUGUUAAAAAAAGUGUAUUUAAAUCUGAAUUAUUGUUAUUUGACUUGUAAGUAAUUUGAGAGGGAGUGUGAAAAGGAGAGGAUUCAUUUGAUGAAGACCAACUUCUGUGUGUAAAUCCUGAUGGUGAACUUUAACCCUCUAUUCACUUAAGUGAUUUCUGGGUCUUUCAGAGGUUGCUGUGAAUUGAAACAUUUACAUGGAUUUUCUUUUGCUUUUCAUGUGAGAAUAAUGAAUGACAAAAUAGUGUUGUAUUGAGCGGUUAUGGUAACGCAGGGUUUUAAGUUAAAGUGAAGAGAAACUUACUUCUGGAGCUUUUAACAGCUUCACACUGUUUCCUGGUGGAUGUGUCUGUGCACGAAUCUUUACAGCUUUAUUUAGAUGUGUGUAGUCAAAGUAUUCUCUGAACGUCAGUACCACUUGUGAAAUCACUGACUGCCUGUAUUUAUAACUGUUUGUGAAAAUAAUACAUAGGUCAUGCAAAUGACU